Symbiodinium necroappetens is the source of this 330-nucleotide messenger RNA. NCBI's taxonomy places the organism in Eukaryota, Dinophyceae, Suessiales, Symbiodiniaceae. The record is from the annotation of a GenBank genome assembly.
GAGACUUCGCUGCGGAUGCGGAAGCUUCGCAAGGCUCAGAGGUAUUUCAACCAUCCCGAGCGAUCGGUGGAGGCCUUGAGCGGGGACGAGGAUGAAGACAUGACUGUGCAGAACAAGUUGGCAUACCAGAGCAAUGCCGAUGCCAGGAAUGCCAAGCGGAUGCAAAGUGACGGCACCAGCACGCGCGGCCCCAGCCGGCGAUGGAGCAUCGGCAUGGUGCGCAGGCAGCCGCCCCCGGCCACGGCUAUGUCUGCAACGCCGCCCUCGCUGUCUCGCCCCAGCACGGUCUACAAGGAUGAGAUGAAGAUCCCCAGCCCAAAGUUCGGCAAG